This is a messenger RNA of Schistosoma spindalis, 306 nucleotides long. NCBI's taxonomy places the organism in Eukaryota, Metazoa, Platyhelminthes, Trematoda, Strigeidida, Schistosomatidae. The record is from the annotation of a GenBank genome assembly.
AUGACUGAAAUUAUUACAGAUAAUGAGAUUGAAGAUGAUUUUAAAAAAAUUAUUGAUAUGAUAGACAAUCAAAGUUUUGGUCCGUCAGAUGAAACAGAUCCUCCAGGCUGGGAAUCAGAUACCAGAUAUGAAAAAGAAAUACGCAUUGGUAAAGUGAAGAAAGGAGGAAAAUUGGGACCAGGUAAACGUAUAGAGCGUGUAAUAUUAAAGAAGAAGAAACCUUUCGGUAAAAAUGAUUCUAGACCAGGUUUCUCAGAUUGGGAAUACACAGAGGAAGAUGAGAGAGAACUACUCGUCAAAGAAUAA